Messenger RNA from Mesocricetus auratus (golden hamster), 1023 nucleotides. It is a transcript of the gene Grpel1, whose product is annotated as GrpE like 1, mitochondrial. The coding region runs from base 71 to 724 and encodes 217 amino acids. Gene Ontology annotation, molecular function: adenyl-nucleotide exchange factor activity; protein-folding chaperone binding; protein homodimerization activity. Gene Ontology annotation, cellular component: PAM complex, Tim23 associated import motor. The transcript has 4 exons. NCBI's taxonomy places the organism in Eukaryota, Metazoa, Chordata, Mammalia, Rodentia, Cricetidae. The record is from RefSeq and is a predicted model, not a curated record. Gene Ontology annotation, biological process: protein folding; protein import into mitochondrial matrix.
UAGGGAAGCUGGCGUAGGAGCUUCCGUGCAUGCGCAGUGUGGGCUCAGUGACGCAGCCGCGGGGGCAAUCAUGGCGGCUCAGUGCGUGAGGCUGGCGCGGCGCAGUCUCCCGGCGUUGGCGCUGUCGUUCAGGCCUUCUCCUCGCUUGUUGUGCACAGCUACGAAACAGAAGAAUAAUGGCCAGAACCUGGAAGAGGACUUGGGUCAUUGUGAGCCAAAGACAGAGCCACCCUCUGCAGACAAGAGCGUCCUGGAAGAGAAGGUGAAGCUGGAAGAGCAGCUGAGGGAGACCAUGGAAAAAUACAAACGAGCUUUGGCAGAUACUGAGAAUCUACGGCAGAGAAGCCAGAAGCUGGUGGAGGAGGCCAAGUUGUAUGGUAUCCAGGGCUUCUGCAAGGACUUGCUGGAGGUUGCAGACAUCCUGGAGAAGGCAACCCAGAGUGUUCCAAAGGAGGAAAUCAGCAACAAUAACCCUCACUUGAAGAGCCUGUAUGAAGGGCUCGUGAUGACUGAAGUCCAGAUUCAGAAGGUGUUCACAAAACAUGGCUUGCUCAAGCUCGACCCCAUUGGGGCCAAGUUUGACCCUUACGAACACGAGGCCUUGUUCCACACCCCUGUGGAGGGAAAAGAGCCGGGCACAGUGGCACUAGUUAGCAAAGUGGGCUACAAGCUACAUGGUCGCACCCUCAGGCCAGCUCUGGUAGGGGUUGUGAAGGAAGCUUAGCUGCCUCCCUCGGCUCUGGACUUUGUAGGUCACUUGCUAGAACUCGGAAGGCAGGCUUGUAAUUUCUCAUCUGUGAACACGUCUGAUCUUUGCCCGGCCUUGUUGGAAAUCUUAAGUAAGCUAAGCAGAACGUGAAGCUGCUUGCAUACUGUGUCAGGGACUCUGGGAGCCUGGUCACUGAGUUUAGCGCCACCUACUUCAGAAGAGGGCCAGCAGGGCCUCAGGAGUAGUGUUGACUAACACUGUAUCUGUUCCACCUGGUGAUUGAUAACUACACAAAUAAAAGGUCUUUGGCUACA